AGAAAGAUUUCGAAAGCUUAUGACGUUGUUUAAAGAUGAUCCUGUAUGCAUUUAGAAUCCAGAAAUAAUAUUUUUAAGAGAAAUAUUCUAAUUUGAAACUGUUUAUGACUUCUUGAGGUCGUGUCUUUUAUUUUGAAAGCAAAGCCGGAACCGGAAUUGAGGCCCGGGUUCUUUAGGAAGUAAACAAACCCUGGGCAGCUCAGAGUGGGAUUUACUGGAGUUAGUGUUGAGAUUGUCGUUCAUUGUCCGUGUUUCUUACUGUCAUCUGAUAAUGUUACAGUUUUGCGUGUGUGAUAGAUGAACGUGUGUCCUCACCGGGUGUAGUACAGCAGCUCCAUCAUGUCAAGGAAACAGUCAGGGAAGCCCAUAAAGGCAAACAGGAAGUAUGAGUUAGAGAGGAAGAGAGACGAGAGGGCGGCCCGGCGGGCUCUGGCCAAAGACAAGAAGAACAGACCUCCAGGAGGAGACGAUGGAGAGGAGUUUGUCAGCUUCUCCAACCAGCUUCAGGCUCUGGGGCUCAAACUGCGAGAGGUGCCUGGAGACGGGAACUGUUUGUUCCGGGCUCUUGGAGAUCAGCUGGAGGGACAUUCGCAAGAUCACCUGCGUUUGCGGCAGGAGACGGUACAGUACAUGAUGACGCACAGCCAGGACUUCGAGCCCUUCGUUGAAGAUGAUGUGCCAUUCACACAACAUUUGUCAAACCUCUCACAGCCGGGCACGUUUGCCGGUAACGAUGCCAUCGUGGCAUUUGCUCGCAGCCAGCAAUUGAAAGUGGUUAUUCAUCAGCUGAACGCUCCUUUGUGGGAGAUAAAUGGUACGGAGAAGCCUUCAUGCCGUGAGCUACACAUCGCAUAUCGCUAUGGAGACCAUUAUGACAGCGUCCGUAAGAUUGGAGACAACUCUGAGAGUCCGGCACAUCUGCGUAUAGAGAGUCUGAAUAACUCCAGACGAUUUGGAGACGGUCAGAAGGAAAAGACGAGAGGUGCCUCUCCCUCACGCUCUCUCUCUGAAGAUGAAGAGCUGAUCUUGAGCAUUCUCUGUGCCGACAGUCAAUCAGACAAUCUGUGUCAAUCAAGUGCCACAUCACAGACGUGCCACAGUGAUUGGCUGGAGUCUGAACAAAACAACCAAUCAUCACAGAGAGAUUGUGCUUCAGGGACACACCCUUUAUGUCAAGGCAUGCAGGCUGAAUGUAGUGAAAACACGUCGUCAACAGAGGGCAGCAUCUCACAUAAACCCAAGCUCUCUAAUAAACAAAGGAAAGAGCAACAGCGCCUAGAAAAGAAGAAGCGUCAGGAGGAGAGACACAGACAGAAGGUUUUACAGGGCAGAGGGUCACAUGAUCAGAAUGUACCUGAAGCCGUCACUCUUGUGCCAGCGCUCAACACCCUGAGCAUCUAGAGCAAACAUGGGAAACCGUUUUAGGUGGUCCGUACACUGUGGAAUGAUCCAGAAAUGUAUAAUUUAAAUGUACAGGGAAUGUGUUGUAUGACUGAGGGUGCGUUCUUUAGCGUGAGAUGAUAUCAAGAUGCGUGAGAUUGCUAGCGGCUGCAUUUUUUGUACCAGACAUAGACAAACAUUAUCCCUCUUUAAUUUCAGUUGACUCAUCUGAGCUCAGCCAAAGAACACUUGGAAAGGGAAUCAAAAUACUGAGAGGAGAAAGAAAUUAAGAUUAAUUAUGGACCACUGUUUAAGCCUGUCGGGGUGUUUGAUUCGCUUGUUUAAAACACUUUCGGUUCUGGUUCUACAUUCAGUUUCUGCAUUUGAAUCAUUGUUUUAAUUUAGCGUUUCAUUUACAAACAGUUGGGCAACAUCAUAUUCUUCAGUGGAAUUCUACAAAUAAACUUUUCAAAUGGGAUUUAAA
This is a messenger RNA of Cyprinus carpio (common carp), 1864 nucleotides long. RefSeq names its product OTU domain-containing protein 3. NCBI's taxonomy places the organism in Eukaryota, Metazoa, Chordata, Actinopteri, Cypriniformes, Cyprinidae. Gene Ontology annotation, biological process: protein deubiquitination. The record is from RefSeq and is a predicted model, not a curated record. Gene Ontology annotation, molecular function: cysteine-type deubiquitinase activity.